AUGAAUCUGCUCCUCGACGUCUCCGGCCGCCUGCACGACGCACGCGACUUCGUACGCUUUCACGCCGUCUGCCGGCGGUGGCGGAACGCACCACCGGCGGCGGCCCGCCACAAGUUCUUUCCAUGGAUGCUCUCGCAGCACACCGGCCGCGGCGUGCUCAUGCACAUCCCCGUGUUCUACUCGGGGAGCGUCACUCCCGAAGCGAUUUCGACCUAUCACCGCUGCUACGACGGCAACGUUCUCCCGUCGCUCGACGACACAGCUUGGGUGGCCGGCCCGAACGGCGAGGCCGUCUGUUGCUUCGAUUGGCAUCCCAAGCCAACACUCCAUGACAUUGUCACCGGAGCCAUCUGCCCGUUGCCGCACUUCCCCGCUGACAACUAUGAGAUCGUGCGGCGGCUGGGGAACCCCCUUGGCAUCGUGUAUGGCGAUGGCACUGUUUUUCUGUACAGCUUUGACGAACUAAAUAUUCACAUGACUGGCUUCACGGCGGCCGUCCUGCGUCCGGGUGAGGCGGCAUGGGUGAUCAUGGAAAAAAGGUUCUAUGGGUCGGCGACAUACAAGAACAACUGUGCAGCAUAUCACAAUGGCAAGGUCUUUGUGUGGACGCGGAGACACUUCGACUGCUUCAUGACACAGAAUUUAGCAAACAAUGGUGGUGACAUAGACGGCAUCAGGCUCGAGAUGACGGAGGAUAGACCCGAGCACAAACGUUACAUGCGCUAUUACAACUAUGUCUUCGAGUCCUGCGGCAAGCUGUUGUGGGCGUCCGUCUUACUCGAGCAUGAAUGGUACCAUAAAAACAUGGACUCCUUGUCCACCAAUGACCCCGUGAUACCAAGGCUGGCGGUGAUGGUGCAUGAAGCGGAAGAAGAAGUGGACGGUGGCAAGAUCAAGAUGCGAUGGGUGGAGAGAGAUGGCCGGAGUUUGGGUGAUCAUGUCAUGUUCCUUGGGUCCCCCACGAGCUUCGCUGUAGACUCCACCCAGCUAGACAUGGACGGUGGGUGCGCCUACUUUGUCUUUUUACAUCGCUUGUACAGGUAUAACUUCAUCACCGGCCAAACCAAACUUGUGGAGUCGCCACGUACUGGAUGGAUUUCCCCUGAUGCACACCUGUGGCUCCGGCCACGACCUGUGAUUUCUCCUAUUGAUGAAAUUCGAGAAAGCCUUAGGAUCCGGCCAAACAGAAAAGAAGACCAAAGAGGAAAAAAUUCUGCAAUUCAGUGGAUUUAUAAGUGGUUUUCGGGAAUUUCGUAG
Triticum turgidum subsp. durum (durum wheat) is the source of this 1257-nucleotide messenger RNA. NCBI's taxonomy places the organism in Eukaryota, Viridiplantae, Streptophyta, Magnoliopsida, Poales, Poaceae. The record is from the annotation of a GenBank genome assembly.